AUGUACGGCUGCACACCCGGAGGUCCUGGGUUCGAGUCCGGGGGUCGGGCCAAGUUUUGUUAUGGUGUCUUUCUGUAUAGUAAGCUCAGUAACAGCCGGAGUUGGGAAGUUGACGGUGUUUCACUCCCGUGCCUCGGAGAGCACGUAAAGCCGUCGGUCCUGCGCCUUAACUCUCACUGGUCGUGUCGAAUGGUCGUCCCACCAGAAUAUGAGAGUGACAGGAAUAGAGAGUGCACGUUGUGUCUGCGCGUACACUUGUGCACUAUAAUAUCUCCUGCGCAGUUGGCUAGUCUCAAUGAGAUUGGCCGCCGUGAACGGAAUCGGUCAGGAGAACAUCAAUCAAUAUCUCCUAUAGAUGCCGCACUUGGAAUUCAGUUCGACGCUUUUGAUAAUUCUUUCAUGACCCAAUUAAGCUCAGAGAACCACAGAAAUAUACCUAAAAAUGGAAAAUACAGGAAUAAUUUGACCUACUUAACAACACUUUUG
This is a messenger RNA of Brenthis ino (lesser marbled fritillary), 486 nucleotides long. The record is from the annotation of a GenBank genome assembly. Lineage: Eukaryota; Metazoa; Arthropoda; Insecta; Lepidoptera; Nymphalidae.